This is a messenger RNA of Kluyveromyces lactis, 1413 nucleotides long. RefSeq lists its product as uncharacterized. The coding region runs from base 1 to 1413 and encodes 470 amino acids. Lineage: Eukaryota; Fungi; Ascomycota; Saccharomycetes; Saccharomycetales; Saccharomycetaceae. Gene Ontology annotation, molecular function: NAD binding; oxidoreductase activity, acting on the CH-OH group of donors, NAD or NADP as acceptor. The transcript has a single exon. The record is from RefSeq and is a predicted model, not a curated record.
AUGGCUUUCGGUCAACAGAUCAAUAAUUUACAGGAUUCCUUCGAGGCUGCUUUGAACUUAUCCAGUUCUCCAGGUGCAGUUUCCACCUCUCCAACUCAAUCCUUUAUGAACACAUUGCCACACAGAAUCAAUGCUGCAAAGCAACAGAAGGCUUUGAAGCCAUUCUCUACGGGUGACAUCAAGAUCCUUCUUUUGGAGAAUGUUAACCAAACAGCUAUUGAGAUUUUCAACAAGCAAGGUUAUCAAGUCGAAUUCCACAAAUCCUCUUUACCAGAAGCCGAAUUGAUUGAGAAGAUCAAGGAUGUCCACGCCAUUGGUAUCAGAUCCAAAACUAAGUUGACACCGGAAAUUUUGAAACACGCUAAGAAUUUGGUUGUCAUUGGUUGUUUCUGUAUUGGUACUAACCAAGUUGACCUUGACUUCGCUGCCAAGCAUGGUAUUGCUGUUUUCAACUCUCCAUUUUCCAACUCCAGAUCUGUUGCCGAACUAGUUAUUGCAGAAAUCAUUACCCUAGCUAGACAAUUAGGUGACAGAUCUAUUGAAUUACACACCGGUACUUGGAACAAGGUUUCUGCUGCCUGUUGGGAAGUAAGAGGUAAGACUUUGGGUAUCAUCGGUUACGGUCAUAUUGGUUCUCAAUUAUCUGUUUUGGCUGAAGCUCUUGGUAUGAACGUUCUCUACUAUGAUAUUGUCACUAUUAUGAGUUUGGGUACUGCUAAGCAGGUUUCUACUUUGAAUGAAUUGUUGAACAAUUCUGACUUUGUGACUUGUCAUGUUCCAGCUACUCCAGAAACUAAAAACUUAUUGUCUGGUCCUCAAUUUGCUGCUAUGAAGGAUGGCUCAUACGUUAUCAACGCAUCUAGAGGGACUGUGGUUGAUAUUCCUGCUUUGAUUCAAGCAAUGAGAGCGGGCAAGAUUGCCGGUGCCGCUUUGGAUGUGUAUCCAAAUGAACCUGCUAAGAAUGGUGCUGGUGCCUUCAGUGAUAAUUUGAACACAUGGACAACUGAUUUGGUCUCCUUACCAAAUGUUAUCUUGACUCCACACAUUGGUGGGUCUACUGAAGAAGCCCAAAGUUCUAUUGGUAUCGAAGUGGCUACUGCACUAACGAAAUACAUCAACGAAGGUAACACCGUCGGUGCCGUUAACUUCCCAGAAGUUUCAUUAAGAGCAUUAGAUCUGGAUCAAGAAAACACUGUACGUGUACUAUAUAUCCAUCAAAAUGUUCCUGGUGUUUUGAAAACUGUCAACAACAUCUUGUCCAACCACAACAUCGAAAAGCAGUUCUCUGAUUCUAACGGGGACAUCGCAUAUUUGAUGGCUGAUAUUUCAAAUGUUAACCAAAGUGAUAUCAAACAAAUAUACGAUGAGUUGAACGAAACUGACUACAAGAUUUCAAUCAGAUUACUAUAUUAA